Microthlaspi erraticum is the source of this 543-nucleotide messenger RNA. Lineage: Eukaryota; Viridiplantae; Streptophyta; Magnoliopsida; Brassicales; Brassicaceae. The record is from the annotation of a GenBank genome assembly.
AUGGAUGUACCAGAGGGGAAUGGAAACCCUUUGGGCAAUGGACUCGGUCGAGCUAGGCAAACUCGACCGAUUGGUCAAGGAGAUGCUCCAAACCGCCACCAACAGAGACAAGGGAUUGUUCCACCACCAGUGCAGAACCACAACUUUGAGAUCAAGCUGGGAAUGAUCAACCUUGUCCAGAACAAGAUGUUCCAUGGAUUGCCAAGUGAAGACCCCAUUGACCACCUUGAUGAGUUUGAUAGGCUUUGUGAUUUGACAAAGAUCAAUGGUGUCUCUGAAGAUGCCAUCAAGCUGAGACUCUUUCCUAUGUCUCUAGCUGACAAAGCUCACCAAUGGGAGAAGAGCUUGCCCCAUGGCACAAUCACCACUUGGGAUGAAUGCAAGAAGGCCUUUCUUGCUAAGUUUUUCUCCACCGGUCGCACAGCCAAGCUUAGAGGAGAGAUAUCCAGCUUCAUCCAGCGAAACAAUGAGACAUUCGCAGAGGCUUGGGAGAGGUUCAAAGGGCUACACAAGUCAGUGCCCACACCAUGGAUUCAACAAUGA